This is a messenger RNA of Onthophagus taurus, 1801 nucleotides long. It is a transcript of the gene RanGAP, whose product is annotated as Ran GTPase activating protein. Gene Ontology annotation, molecular function: small GTPase binding; GTPase activator activity. Gene Ontology annotation, biological process: signal transduction; activation of GTPase activity; nucleocytoplasmic transport. The record is from RefSeq and is a predicted model, not a curated record. Gene Ontology annotation, cellular component: nucleus; cytosol; perinuclear region of cytoplasm. Lineage: Eukaryota; Metazoa; Arthropoda; Insecta; Coleoptera; Scarabaeidae.
UAACAACUGCAUCACGCGAAAUGUUUACCUAAAAACGUGUUUAAAUAGAGGUUAUAAUCGAAUAACUCGUCGGAUUUUAACGUUUUUUAAACACCUGGUUAUAACGCGUUUUUUGAUACCUCUUUAUUUCUACUAAAAUUCUUUAAUAAAACUUGCAAAAAUGGUUUCGAUCGAAGAUAUAACGUCACAAUUGAAAAAUACUAAAGUGGCCACCACUGGGGUUUCCUUUGAGGGGAAAUCUCUGAAAUUAGAUACAGCUAAUGAUGCUAAACCUGUUGUGGAGGCAAUAGAUAACUGUCCGUAUUUAGAAUAUUUGAAUUUACAAGGAAAUACUUUGGGGGUUGAAGCAUCAAGUGUUAUUGCUAAAGCUUUAGAAAAACAUCCAGAAUUUAAGAGAGCUCAAUGGCAGGAUAUGUUUACUGGUCGAAUGAAAACUGAGAUUCCUAAAGCGUUGCAAUUUUUAGGUAAUGGGUUAGUUACUGCUGGAGCUAAGUUAACAGAAUUAGACUUAAGCGAUAAUGCACUUGGCCCAAUUGGUGUGGAAGGUUUAGCUUCACUUUUAAGAAGCUCAUCAUGUUAUGCACUUGAAGAACUUAGAUUAAACAAUAAUGGUCUUGGAAUUGGGGGUGGAAAACUCUUAGCAUCUGCUUUAUUAGAUUGUUACAAUUCAAGUAAAAGUCAAGGAAAACCAUUAUCUUUGAAAGUAUUUAUAGUUGGGAGAAAUCGCUUGGAAAAUGAUGGCGCAAAAGCUCUAGCAGAAGUUUUUUCGACUAUUGGCACAUUAGAAGAAAUAGAAAUGCCCCAAAACGGUAUUUACAACAUAGGUAUAACAGCUUUAUCAAAUGCAUUUAAAAACAAUUUAAAUUUAAAAGUUUUAAAUCUAAAUGAUAAUACAAUCGGACCUAAAGGAAGUAAAGCAAUAGCUUCUGUUUUACCACAAUUAAAAGAAUUAAGAGAAAUUAAUUUCGGUGAUUGUCUUUUAUUAAAUAAAGGUGCCAUUACUUUGGCUCACGGAUUAAAACAUUGCAUGAAAUUAGAGCAGUUAAUGUUGGCUGGCAAUGAGAUUAAAAGUGACGGUGGAAUUCAAUUAAUUAAAGCAUUGAUUAAUAAAGAAAAACUUGUUUGUGUUAAUUUGGGUGCUAACAAAUUUGGAAGUGAUGGAUGUGAAGAUAUAAAAACUUUACUAAAAGAUGUGGGGAAAUUGAAUACAUUGGAAAGUUUAAGUGAUGAUGAAUCAGCUGGUAGUGAUGAUGAUGAUGAUGAUGAAGAGGAUGAGGAUGAAGAUGAUGAUGAAAAAGUGAAUGAUGAAACAGGAACAGAAAGUGACCAUGAAAACGAAAUUAAUGAGAUCGAUAACAAUAAUGGAGUUUUAGAUUCAAAAGUUACAGUUGAGGAUUUUUUAAAGGAACCCACAUCAGAAAAUUUUUUGUCUUUAGGUGAUAACGUAGCAGAUUUACUGCUUAAAGAGGUUGAGAAAAAUAAUCAAACAUAUUCAGAUUCGUUACUUGUUAUUUUGAUGAAAGUAGCAUCUUUAAGUGUGUGUAAAAGUAAAGAAGUAUGUGAAAAAUCAUUAAAAUGCACUGACUAUUUAUAUAAAAAGAUAUUCACAAUGGAAAAUGAUGGGAAUUAUUCUCUCGUAAAUAAUUCUUUACUCGUUCAUCUUGGUUUGAUUAAAAGUGAAGAUAAAAAAGAAUUAGACUGGGAUUUAGGGGGUUGCUUAAAGGCGUUGCAAAGUGCGCUGAGAAAGAGUUAUUUACCAGAUAGUACAAAGAGCGUUUUAUGGGUAUUUUUAGAAAAGUAA